Aspergillus fischeri NRRL 181 is the source of this 675-nucleotide messenger RNA. Its product is annotated as rhodanese-like domain-containing protein. NCBI's taxonomy places the organism in Eukaryota, Fungi, Ascomycota, Eurotiomycetes, Eurotiales, Aspergillaceae. The record is from RefSeq and is a predicted model, not a curated record. Bases 1 to 675 code for a protein of 224 amino acids. Gene Ontology annotation, cellular component: mitochondrion. The transcript has 2 exons. Gene Ontology annotation, molecular function: thiosulfate-cyanide sulfurtransferase activity.
AUGGCCUCGGUACUCUCAAUCCGGCGUCCCAUCGCCGCUCUCGCAGCACGUACUGCAAAGCAAACCUCCCAGAAAGCGAUCCCCCACGCCGCCGUAACGGCCCUUCUGUCCUCACCGGCCAGCCCGCGAAGCUACUCUACAGCGCCGAGGCCCCAAACCGCAAGGCUCGCGCUCGCAUCGAGCAAUAUCAAACAGCAUCUCUCACACCAGCAGCAGACCAUCCGCCGCAUCAACCACAACACAACCAAGCCACUCCGAAGCUGGAAGUUCGAAGACAUCAACGCCGCCCUCCCAUCCGACCCUACCGGACCCCCAUCACCCCCAGCAAGCCCGCAAAGGAAACUCAUCCUCGUUGACGUCCGCGAGCCAGCUGAACUCACCUCCACCGGUAUCAUCCCCACCGCCGUAGCCGUCCCGCUAGCCUCGCAGCCCGAUGCGCUCUUUCUGACGCCGGACGAGUUCGAGACACGCUUUGGGUUCCCGAAGCCUGGGAUCGAGGAAGAGGGCGAUAUCAUUUUCUACUGCAAGGCGGGCGUGAGGGCCAAGACGGCGGCGCAGUUGGCGGUGCAGGCGGGGUAUAACCCGGACAGAAUUGGGGUGUAUGAGGGGAGUUGGUUGGAUUGGGCUGAUAAGGGGGGGAGAGCGGAGAAGUGGGAGGGGCCCGAACAUGAGUAG